AUGAUAAUGAAGCUCCGACCUUUCCUUCAAUUCGUCGCUGCGAUAACGGCAGUUGCUGCGCAUCGAGGACCAACUCGGCCUGAAUCUUUCUCCGACGUUGUCAUCUUCGACCCCCCGCGCAACUACACCAUUCCACGCACUCUCUAUGCACGAAAUGAGCAAUUGCCUAAUGGGGAUAUUCUAGCAACGUGGGAGAACUACUCACCAGAACCUCCAGCGGUUUACUUUCCAAUCUACCGCUCCUCCGAUCACGGCAAGACCUGGAAAGAGAUCUCCCAGGUCCACGACACAGCCAAUGGGUUGGGUCUUCGCUAUCAGCCAUUCCUGUACUAUCUUCCAGAGCCCGUGGGCCGCUUCCGCGCCGGGACCCUGUUGUUGGCUGGGAGCAGUAUCCCGACUGAUCUGAGCUCAACCCAGAUCGACCUCUAUGCAUCGCAAGACGAAGGUCACACAUGGAAAUUCCUAAGCCACAUAGCUGCAGGUGGGGAAGCUGUUCCGGACAAUGGAUUGACUCCUGUUUGGGAGCCCUUCUUGCUUGCCCACAAGGGCAAAUUAAUUGCUUAUUAUGCCGAUCAGAGGGACAAUGCAACCUACGGUCAAAAAUUGUCCCAUCAGGUCACUCAUGAUCUUAUAAACUGGAGCCCGGCGGUAAAUGACGUUAUCUACCCAACAUAUACAGACAGGCCUGGAAUGCCCGUUGUCACAAAGCUCCCCAACGGCAAAUACUUCUAUAUUUACGAAUACGGUUCCUUCUUCAACACCUCCGACUAUUCGUUCCCCCUGUACUACCGUAUCAGUGCCGAUCCAGAGGGCUUCGUCAACGCAAAGCAUCACGAACUCGUCGUGUCAAGUGGCACAGUCCCAACAUCUUCUCCAUACGUCACUUGGACACCGUGGGGAGGAAGGAAUGGAACGAUUGUGGUCAGCUCUGGUACACAAGACACUAUAUUCGUGAACCAGGCUCUUGGCGAGGGCGAAUGGACUGAGGUGCAAACGCCUGAACCACACAGUUACACCAGGAAUUUGCGUAUUCUUAAGGAAGAUCCUCGAUUCGUGUUGUUACAUGGCGCUGGUGUACUCCUUGGGGAAGAGAACAAGGUCACUGUGAGCCUGUUGAAUUUGGAGGAGGCGCUAGGCGCUCUGUAA
This is a messenger RNA of Aspergillus puulaauensis, 1146 nucleotides long. RefSeq names its product sialidase family protein. The transcript has 4 exons. The record is from RefSeq and is a predicted model, not a curated record. The coding region runs from base 1 to 1146 and encodes 381 amino acids. NCBI's taxonomy places the organism in Eukaryota, Fungi, Ascomycota, Eurotiomycetes, Eurotiales, Aspergillaceae.